This is a messenger RNA of Thamnophis sirtalis, 966 nucleotides long. The record is from RefSeq and is a predicted model, not a curated record. Lineage: Eukaryota; Metazoa; Chordata; Lepidosauria; Squamata; Natricidae.
UAAUAAGCAAACAUUCUUAACUACUCCAUCAGUUGGGGUCUGCAGACCUGGAGGAAAGCCAAACACUGAGGCAUAUGAAAAGAAGAAUUAUUGUAGACCUGAAGAACAAGAACAUUGGAGCACCAGAAAAAGCUUUACCCGUUGAAUAUGGAGCUACCUUCUAGCCUUGAAGAUUUGGACCCCAAAUUUGUCACACGUUGCUCACUGAUAGAGAUCAAAGGCGUUUCUUUGCCCACCACAACUGCAAAACACUGGGAUCAGAUAAAAAGCUUCAAGGCACGGCCAGAUGAUCUCCUCAUCUGCUCUUACCCCAAAGCAGGGAGCACCUGGUUGCAGGAAACUGUGGACAUGAUCCAAAAUGCAGACAAUCUGCAGAGAUGUGCUCAAGCCCCCAUCUACAAGCGGAUGCCCUUUCUGGAUAUGUUUCCUCCAAUCACCUUUCCUUCAGACUUGGACAAUGCAGAAGCAAGGCCUUCUCCACGCUCACUCAAAAGUCAUCUCCCGGUUCAUCUUCUGGCUCCAUCCUUUUGGGAACAAAAGUGCAAGGUAAUCUAUAUUGCCAGGAAUGUCAAGGACACUGUGGUUUCGUAUUUCCAUUUCCAUCACAUGAACAAAACCUUGCCACAUCCAGGAAACUGGGAAGAGUUUCUGGAUAAGUUCCUUGCUGGAAAAGUUAUCUGCGGCUCAUGGUUUGACCAUGUCUGUGGCUGGUGGGAGGCCAAGAAACGCCACCCGAUUCUCUAUCUCUUUUACGAAGACAUGAAAGAGGAUCCAAUUCGGGAAAUGAGGAAAAUAGCCCAGUUCCUGGGAUUAGAGAUUCAAGAACCAGUUCUGAAUCAGAUUUUGGAGCACACCCAGUUUGAGACCAUGAAAAGAAACACAAUGGCUAAUUAUAGUAACGUGUCUCCCUGUCUCAUGGACCACAACGUGUCACCUUUCCUGAGAAAAGGUGAGGGUGGAAACUAG